Anopheles funestus (African malaria mosquito) is the source of this 1151-nucleotide messenger RNA. Its product is annotated as antigen 5 like allergen Cul n 1-like. Bases 95 to 877 code for a protein of 260 amino acids. The record is from RefSeq and is a predicted model, not a curated record. Lineage: Eukaryota; Metazoa; Arthropoda; Insecta; Diptera; Culicidae. The transcript is spliced from 3 exons.
AAGUCAACGAGAUCAUCUCCCAUUUCCGAGCCGAUUAUCUUUGAUUCGUAUAAAUAAUGCUCCAUCUAUUAGACGUCUUAUCAAUACGGUUACAAUGGGCAUCUGGAUAGCAUGUGUCACUGUUCUUCUUGUAGUCCUCGUGGAGGUUAAUGCGGGCGGCAAGUACUGUCGAAAAGAUCUAUGCCCCCGUGGAGGUCCUCACGUUGGAUGUAAUCCACCACCAUUUUCCGGUGGUCCAACAUGCCGUGGUAAGCAGAACGCAAAGAAGGUCCCUCUAACACUCGCCCUGCGAACGUUCAUUGAGGAUGAGCACAAUCUUAACCGUUCCAACAUUGCACUGGGAAGGAUAUCGCCCUACCCGAAAGCUGUGAAGAUGCCAACACUUACCUGGGAUGAGGAACUUGCCCAGCUGGCUGAUGCGAAUGCACGUUCAUGUAACUACGGUCACGAUAGGUGCCGUGCUACGGACAAAUUCCCGUACGCGGGACAAAACAUUGCCAUCACACAAUUCUUUGGAUAUCGGUUUACGCAGAAGGACAUCAUCCAUAAGUUCAUCUCGAGCUGGUGGGGUGAAUAUUUGGAUGCACAUCCGGAACAUAUUAAAAAGUAUCCGUCAUCGUACAGUGGAAAACCCAUCGGUCACUUCACACAGAUCGCUAGCGAUCGUAGCACGAAGGUGGGCUGCUCCUUGUGGUACUGGAAGGAUGGACAGAUGGAUGUGUACUAUUUCGUGUGUAACUACUCCAUGACGAACAUUAUGGAUCGCUCCGUAUACCAGUCUGGACCAACUGGUUCACAGUGCACAAAACGAAGGAACCCCAAAUUCCCCGGACUUUGUAAUCUCAAUGAAGAACCACGUUCUAUUAUGGAUCCUUAAGUACUAAUCUUGAAGAAUUUAGUCGAAUCGUAGCUUGAUAAUUGUUUGUAUCAUUCACCAAGAAACGGAAACUUAAGAAUGUAGCUCCCAAUAUUAUGUUACACAAAGAACUUCAAGCUAAUCUGCUAAUCUGACCCAUUGCAAUCGAUAUCCUAUCAGUCCCGAAAUACAAAAAAAAUGCACUCUUAAUCAUGUGAUGAUUAUCAUGUUUCCUUACCCACGAAUCUGACCACUCGUACGAACAAUGAAGUGAACAGCUUCAGGCACUUCCGUA